Messenger RNA from Exophiala aquamarina CBS 119918, 885 nucleotides. RefSeq lists its product as uncharacterized. The transcript is spliced from 6 exons. The record is from RefSeq and is a predicted model, not a curated record. Lineage: Eukaryota; Fungi; Ascomycota; Eurotiomycetes; Chaetothyriales; Herpotrichiellaceae. The coding region runs from base 1 to 885 and encodes 294 amino acids. Gene Ontology annotation, molecular function: acetylpyruvate hydrolase activity.
AUGGCAUCCUCUACUCAAUUUAAGCGUCUUGUCCGGUUCGUGCCACGAUCCAACUCAUCGAAGGUCUUGAUCGGACAGCCGACAGACGACAACAUCGAUGUUGGACUAGCUCUGCGUAAGGGCCAGGAGGUUUCGGUGGACGUCUUCUCCGGCUCCUCUGUGCUCUCUCCGGGCAAGCAGACAGGAAGCAGUGCCAUCAUCGACCGAGUAUUGUCACCAUUAGCAGUGUCCGAGGUCGGGACGAUCCGAUGCAUUGGCUUAAACUAUAAGCAACAUGCUGCUGAGGUCAACUUGGCACUUCCCACAGUGCCUACAGUCUUCAUGAAACCCGAUACUUCACUGGGAGAUCCGUGGCCUGCUCCGACAAUACUUCCUAAGAUAACCCAGGAAGACGACUGCGGAGACUACGAAUCUGAACUUGCUGUGGUGAUAGGAAAGACCGCUAAGAACGUGUCUGAAGAAGAUGCCUUGGACUACGUCUUAGGCUACACGGCAGCCAAUGAUGUAUCAAGUCGGACGAGCCAAUUUGCCCAGAGCCAGUGGAGCUAUUCAAAGGGCUUUGAUGGGGCUUGCCCAAUUGGGCCUACUCUUGUUUCGCCGAGUUUAAUACCCGACGCGUCGAAGCUGCACAUGAGGGGUCUCAAGAAUGGCGAAGUCCUACAAGAUUGCGGACUUGACGAUGUAAUAUUCUCUCUACCGAAACUCAUCAGCUUCCUCUCGCAAGGCACGACAUUGCGUCCCGGGACGUUGAUCAUUACUGGGACUCCAGCCGGUGUGGGCAUUGUCCGAAACCCCAAAGUCACGAUCAAGGAAGGCGAUGAAUUUGCGGUGGAGAUCCUGCCACACAUCGGCACUUUAAUCAACGUCUUCGAGAACGAAAAGUGA